Balaenoptera ricei (Rice's whale) is the source of this 970-nucleotide messenger RNA. RefSeq lists its product as uncharacterized. The transcript has 3 exons. Gene Ontology annotation, cellular component: cytoplasm. Bases 8 to 877 code for a protein of 289 amino acids. The record is from RefSeq and is a predicted model, not a curated record. NCBI's taxonomy places the organism in Eukaryota, Metazoa, Chordata, Mammalia, Artiodactyla, Balaenopteridae. Gene Ontology annotation, biological process: sperm individualization; flagellated sperm motility.
CACGGCCAUGGGUGAGCAAACCCACUACCGAGCCCAGCCGUGCUCUGGCACCAACCCCAGGAAAUGCCAGGACCUAGGAGACUCAAUUCUUCUGAUCCUGGGCAGCUUCAUCUUGCUCAACGUGGGGAUCAAGAUCUGGAGGCAUUUGAAGAGCUCCUUGUGGACACUUUUCAAUCAUAUUUUCCCCAAAGACAAGGAAGCCAGCUGUGUAGGCAGCCAUCGCAUGUGCGUGCGCUGCUCCGUGGAUCCCAAGAACCUGUGCUCAAGAGUUCCUUCCCGCUUCCGCCAUCGCCCAAGCUUCCUGCUCGGGCACCCAAACCACCUUGACUCGUGGAUACCAGUCACAAAACAUGAGAAGGCUUCUGGGUGCUGCUGGAGGCCGCCUCAGUGUGGACGGGCUGGGGCUCCCAUGGAGGCUCCACGGGGACUGUGGAAGGAGGGGGUAGUGGGCGCUGGCGAGGCCCCUCCGGUCACAGCCUUAACGUCCCGAGCCACCUUUUGCUACAGGCAAGAGACAUCUUCCAAGCUCCGCAGGAUGAGCAAGGUGGAUGUGCUUCCACUCCGCCUGCCCCAAGAGAGCAAGACGAAGACCCCAGACUAUGACCCAGCCCAGGCCCCAGCCCGGGCCCAAACCCGCCCCCCAGUUCAGCCCCCUGCGCAUGCUCCUGCCAAGGCCCAGACCUUCUCCUCAGCCCACCCCCCUGAGCACACCCGCCCCCAGGCCCAGACCCCCUGCCCAGCCCUCACCCCGAGCGCAGCCCUGCCCAGGUCCAUGGCCCUGAGCAUACCUCAGCCCAUACCCCAGCCCAGGCCCAAGCCCAGGGCCCCUCAAAUGCCUCAGCCCAGUCCCUGGGCCACACUUCUGUCGGCACCCUGACCCAUGCUCAUCUGAUCUAUACCCAUGCCAACACUCUGGUCCCUCCCCCACCUUCGGCCCCAGUUCCUCCCCCAACUUCUGCCCCUGCUACUA